This is a messenger RNA of Sabethes cyaneus, 8875 nucleotides long. RefSeq names its product neurobeachin-like protein 1. Gene Ontology annotation, molecular function: protein kinase binding. The transcript is spliced from 20 exons. The record is from RefSeq and is a predicted model, not a curated record. Gene Ontology annotation, biological process: intracellular protein localization. Gene Ontology annotation, cellular component: membrane; cytosol. Lineage: Eukaryota; Metazoa; Arthropoda; Insecta; Diptera; Culicidae. The coding region runs from base 122 to 8476 and encodes 2784 amino acids.
UGUUGCGAUAUGAUAGUAGCAAAUAGUAGUGUCGCUGUGAAUUUAUAAAAACAGUAAUCAAUUGGUAAAACAAAUAAUGAGAAGUUCUGUAAAUUGUGCGUGAAUUUCCACCGGUUUUACGAUGGACUCAAAGAAGGAUAUCUAUAACUUAUGGGUGCAAUAUACUACAAAGAACGAAGAAGUUUACUUCAGACAGUUUGUGCAAGGAUUCGUUAGCAUUUGGCAAAACCAACUUUUACUUGAUUUCGAUAAUGUCCCCAACUGGUCAACAAUUUCUCCGGAUUCAGGGCCACACCUGAAUCGCUUGCCGGAUGAAUUACUGCCUGCCAUUGAAAAAUUCCUGAUUAUAGCAAGGGAUAGGUUUGAAAAGGUGUUCACUAAUGGAUCGAAUGAUGAGCAAGAGACUGUAACAUUAAUGGAAAUACAAUUGCUUGUUCAAUGCCUGACAAUAAUUUGCCGGCACUUUGAUAACAUUAGCACCAUCAUAAAAUCCAGUUAUAUUUCAAGUUGUGUAGCAAUAUCAAAUUCAAUUAUAAAUAAGCUAAGCUCUCAAGCCGAUGUGAAUACCGCUCAGCUUCAGUUUAUAAAAAGUUUUAGUAACUUUCUUGAGGCAUUAUACGACCCAUUCUUUACUUGGAGAAACUUUUUGCGUGGUGAGAUAGCAGAUUACACGAAACUCAAUUGCAAGGUUUCUCCUUUACAUGCGGAAAUUGUGCCAUUUCUCUACGAUUGCUUCCAGUUAAAAAACGCCUAUUGUUAUCCAGAGAUAGGAAAGAAUUUGUUUCAUGUAUUAGGUGCUGUGAUUUCGGGAUCGCAGGUUGCUUUAGCACCCGUAGUCAUCCAAAACAUUAACUGCUAUUAUCUAAAUAAUUCAGCCGGUGAAGGAAUAGAAGAUGCGCACAAUGGGUUACGUGCCAUAAGUCCUGCAACAGUUACUAUAAUAAUGGACAUCAUUUCCAAGUGGGAAAGUGAUGCUAGUCUACGCCUAAUCGUACUUCAAUGUUUCACAAUGAUGGCAAUUAUAUUACAAAAGUCUAGUCCAGAGCAGCGCCAAAUAGAUCUAUUGACCAUCUUUCAGCUGUUCGUAGGAGCCAUUCAAACAUUGCUACGGACAGAGCAUUUUUUACAAAAAUCGUCACCAGCGGAAAGCUUUAAUCUAACGCAUAGCGGUAAUAACUAUAUUGAUGUAAAUGCUUUAACUGCAAUCAUUGGAACUAUCGAACAUUUUGUGCCAGAGUACGUUAACAAGCACAUUCUUUGCAAUGCUAUGUUCGAGGCAAAAUUUUUGCCUACAUUAGUUCAAAUUCCAGAUCAUGUUAAGUCCUGGAAUAUUGACCAACAGCUUCUAGGCUCUACCCUGGUGAGAAGUUUUCACAAAUUGUGCAGCAGCUCUGAUAAAAUGCACUACAAUUUGAUGCACACUAACAAUAUCAACAUUCUGUUUGAUGGUUUGAAGCAGUUUGGUCGGCCUUCUCACGAUUUGGUCUGCGAUUGUCUUUAUUUCGCUUUCGACGGUGGAGACAAUCGUAAUUUAAAUGCUCGGAUUGUUAGUAAACUAAUCGAGUGGAUACCUGACAUGAGUGAACCAGAACAAAACUACACGAGUGAUGUGUUGUUGAAAAAAUGUACUGCUAAUUUACAAAGCAAACAUGCUAUUUGCGACCAACGCACAAUUAAACGAAUCAUAGUGAGCUGCUUGGAAGAUCAGAGCAGACUUUCCGCUAAAUGUUCCGUGAAUUUGUUAAAAUUGAUAGAGGAACUGGCUAAACACAGCAUAUAUCCGUCAGAGUUAAAGAGUAUCUUCCGAUUGCUGAGAAUCGAAAAGAAUUUUGAAUAUAGAAAGCAUUUAAUAGAGGUUAUUCUGCGCACUUCUCAAUACCGGCUAUCGUUGGGAACUACCCCAGAGGAAUAUCUUGACAUACAGAACAAUACAAACGGUAUUACCAUUCCGGAAAUUCGAAAAUGGGACACGGCUCACGGGUUUGUGUUCCAUGCUUGGAUACGCUUGGAUAAAGAUAUUGAACAUUUUAAUGACGACGUAAAUGUAAAUUUACAAAAUUACCGUCGACAUUUAUUCAGUCUGACGACCAAUUACGGAACCGGAUAUGAGUUCUUUGUGCAAAAAAAUGGUAAUUUUGUGGUCAGUGUUAUAACCAGGAAGGAAUUUUUCACGGCAACUGUACAGGCAACGCAUUUACUAGACGGUCGUUGGCAUUCGAUUACAGUUAGCGUAACCCCUCCCAAGAGAUUGUUUUCGUAUCAUCAGAUUAAUGUGUAUAUAGAUACAGUACAAAAGCUAGGAUCAACUAUGAAGUAUCCUGCAUUCGCUGAACUAUUUCAUUACUGUGCGAUUGGUGCACCGUAUAACAACGUUCGCAAAUCAGCGCACACGUCACACCAAUCGAAUGCUGCACGAAUGAACGCAUCUCCGCAGAGUUCUUCGCCACCUGUAGAGAAAGAUGAAAAACCAAAGGGCGGACUUUUUCCCAACUUGAUCGAGCGUUCGUUCUUCCCUGGACUAGUUUCGCAAGUGCCAAGCUAUUUCACUCUUCCUGCUCGACAAUCACAUUCAUCAUUAGAUCCCAGUGUUAAAUCAUACCCGAUUGGCAUGCAAGACCUGGUGUUUGGUGAAGCAAUUUGUUUGAAGGGACAACUGGGAAGUGUACUAUUAGCAGAUACAAAUGUAAAUUUGAAAAAUUUAUUUGAAGUUGGUCCCAGUAUUGCGAGUGUUCUGGCCAACGAUAUGAUAGAGUCGUUCGACAUGGCAUCAAAGUUCGUGUUUUGCUUUUCACCGCGGGCAUGUUAUGAUGGGUUGUGCUUAGAUCUUGCGCCUGGAAAUCAGUACAACGGGCAUGUGGUUGCCGACACAGCCAGUAUAUUAUCGGUCCAGCAUGCAAUCAAUGGAGUAGGAGGUAUGAUGUCAUUGUUACCUAUUUUGGACUCUAUUACCCAUAUACCGGCUUCGGACGUUCUUACGUCGGAUGAGCUAAUACCCCUUACACCAGUAGCGUCUCCAAUCCGCGAGGAAUAUUUCGGAGAUUGGGAAAUGCUACAAACUAACUCUCUAACGGAGUCAAAAAUCAUACAAAACCCAAUUGCAUGCUUCAUAUGUUUAAUAAGAAAUUUUAUCCACGGGAACGAUCUGAACAAAGAAAACAUUCUUAAAAAUGAAGCAAUUGCUAUCAUUAGCCAAUUGUUACAAAACUGCAAUGAGAACUUAUUCGAUGUGAACGUUCUGAUGGCCGUACAGCUCUUAGUCGAAGCAGUUCAAAACGAAAUGCCUUCUGCAAACAUGGAACUGUUGCAUGUUUUGUACAAAGAUUUAGUGUUUAAUUUUCGCAUAUGGAUAAGAGCGCAGUUUCAAAUCGUCAUCGGACAUGUUCAGUAUAUCAGUACAAUUAUAAAAGACGACAGAAAGUACUUUCGGAAACAUUUUGGAACUCAGUUCGUAUUGGAUGUCAUAUUGGAGUUUUUUAGCUCCACUUGUACCCUGCCUUCACAGGACGCAAAGAUGGUGCGCGAUUCACUACUUCGAAUUCUUCGGUACUACUACCAAAAGGAGGUUAAUAUAAAAGAGAUUUCUGCUCUGCUCACGUUCAUAACUGCAGUUAAGGUGGAAGCAGUCGUAGUGGAAAUUCUUGAAAUGUUAACAUCGCUUAUUGAAAGCAAACACGCAAAGGACCAGAUCUUUCUGUUGAUGUACGAACCUCAUAUGGCCGAAGCACUGUAUACUCUAUUCAUGGAUCGUAACUUUGGUCUCAACGUUCAUUCUCGAUUAUUGAAAUUCAUCGGAAGCAUGUUGAACACGAAGCGUAUUUCCAGCAAACACAAAGCAGCUCUUCGUUUGUAUGAUGGCACAAUCGAAUGCAGUAGUCUAUUCCCUGGGUUGUUUUCAUUCAUGAUCCCAUUUGAUUUGCAGCCUGAAGUUAUAUUGGCUUUCCUGGAUUUAAAUCUUUGCUUGGAUACUGAUAUGGGUUACGCAGGAGCGCUUUGCUUGAUUUACCAUGCCAAUCUGGCGAAUUUGUCACUGAAACUAGAAAUCGCAAAACGUUUAAUGACGCAUACUUUUACAAAAUCCAAAUCACCACAGCUGAUCGCAAAGCAAGUGGGUUGGCAAGAAUCAAUAGCGCGGUUGCUCAUAAAGAAACCUGUAGAAAAUCGAUCCUUAUCGGAUAAAGAAAAGGAAAAAGGACAAAUAUUGACCAAUAUCGAGGAGUUUGUGGAACAAGAAAGUGAAUCCUCAGUUGGCGGAGGAGCAAAUGAUUUAAUUAUCUUUGACGACGAAACAAUGGAGUUAAAGGAGGCAGAAAUUCCCAAACAACAAAAUUCUUUUAUGACGGAAGCGGCAACCGUAAUCGAACAUGAGAUCAAAGAAUUAGCUGACACGGUGCAGGAAGCAGUGAAAGAUAAUAUCACAUCUUCCAUAACGUCAGUGUAUUCCGUAAUUCGUCAGAAAACAUCGGAUAUUCAAGAUACAUUGGAAUCCUUGACACUAAGCUUUGAGGAAGCAUCUGGACGAAAGAAAAGUUCACUUUCCAUAUCGAGCAGCAGCGAAGAAAAUAUUUCGCUUGAUGAAUCAUUAGCUGUGUCAUCCGUGAGGGAUGACACACAUUCAACGCGAAGUAUAGACGAUUUGGAUGGUGGGGUUACCGGUAUAGAUGACCCUAGCUUAAAGUAUACGGAUGAUGGUGAUGAAGAAAAUCUAGUGUAUCUGGUUUCAAAUAUUUUGUUUACGAUUCUUUGGCGUGGCGUUGAAAAUUCUGGAGACUCUUGGAAAGAAAGAGGCCAAGUGAUGGCCUGCAUAAAUCUGAUAGCAUUGAACAAUGAAUUAUACUGUUCACAUUUAAGUUUGAGGUUGCGUAUUUUAGAAAUGGGUGUCCAGGCAGCUUUGAUUGAUUUGAGUGAAAAUGCGCAGCUAGCGGUAACACACCAACAAAAUGCUGCCCAACUGUUACGGCUGGCGUACGACUUGGUGGUACUUGAUCCAAAUGAAGAUGAUACAAAAAAGUGUUCGACAAAGUUACUAGACGGAGUGCUAUCUUUACUCGAUAUCUUGAUGGUGUUUCAGCAGAGUAGUUCAGAUGACUGGUCAGAAAUGUCUCACUUAUGUUUGGGUUUACUGUUAAAAUGUUCUAGUAAUCCCAAUUCGGGUAUUGUUGCCAUGGCCACUGCCAAGCUGCAUGCACUGUUACAAAAUCGUGUGAAUCAGGAUCCCGCGGAAAUUGGAUUCCUUUUGUAUAGUUUAAACCAAGCAAUUAGUAGUGCGGUAGAUGUUGGUAAUUCGGAACAGUAUUCUUUUCUGAUACCUGUGUUGAAAGCAUUGUUAGAGAAAUCGCGUCUAGCAAUUGGAUUGGCUGCUGGUGCUCCGGAUUUACCGUCAACAUCGUCCGGGCCAGUCUUCUUUCAAGACUUUCAGAUGUACUGUACCAGCAAACAGUGGAGUGGCUUUAUUGAGAAAAAGAUUAAGCCCUUGUAUGUUGCCUACCAGAAGGACCUAUCCAAUACGCUCUGGGAGCCACUGAACACAUUUUGGGCCGAGUGCUAUGAGUCGUGCAAAUUUUCGUCUCAGCGUCGUGCAAAGCUGCAGAUGGAAAGCCGUCGGAAGUUUCAGGAGAAAAUAUUGAUCCCUUGUCGGAUAAGGCAAUCGGAGGAACUUGCACGAGUUAAUGUGCAGCAGACACAGCGGAAGGCUAGAGAUGCACUCGUCGAUCGGCGGUGGAACAUACUGAAGCGUUUUCUUUACGGAUCAAAAGGAGCGUGGACCAAACUCUCCGAAGAUGAAGAGUUUUGGCGCCUUUCACAUCAUGAAAAUAUUGCUCGCAUGCGACUGAAGCUAGAGCCUGACCUAAAUCAUGAUCCUCAUCUGGCGGCUUCCAAUAUGCGGGAUAACACAACGACUGCAUCUCAAAGCCGCCGACUGUCAACUGAGUUUGGAUCGACAAUCGCUCCGGCAGCGCUUGGUGGUGAAAAUAUCGAUGAGGAUAUCUUUCAGUUGGAAGAAGAAAUGCGUAACAGUUUGGAACCUCAAGUGCCCGAAACAUCUGGCAAAGAAAAAAUCGUCAUUUCUCAGGAAUGUGAACUAAUUACACUGAUGACAAGAGUGAAAGGAAGGCUUGAUUUGACGACAAAUCAAAUUGUUUUCUCCGAGAUCGGUGCCAUUCGAGAUGAUGGGCACAAGCACGACUUCAAAUUUUCCAUUACUCAGCUUAGAGAAUUGCACCUAAGAAAAUUUAAUUUACGCCGUAGUGCUUUGGAAAUGUUUCUUGUUGAUCAAACAAGUUAUUUUUUGAAUUUUACUACUAAAACUAGGAACAAAAUUUUCACGAAAAUUCUCAGCUUGCAACCUCCGAAUAUAUUGUACGGAUCUGGACGAUCACCUGCAGAAUUACUACGUUCAUCCGGACUGACUCAAAAAUGGGUAAAUCGAGAAGUGUCCAAUUUUGAGUAUUUGAUGCACCUCAAUACUAUUGCUGGGAGAUCAUAUAACGACCUCAGCCAGUAUCCGGUAUUUCCAUGGAUAUUGGCGGAUUAUACUAGUGACAUUUUAGACCUCAAUGAUCCGAAAUCUUUCAGGGACCUCAGUAAACCGAUAGGUGUAGUUAAUCCAAAGAAUGAAGCAGAGGUACGCAGUAAAUAUGAAAGUUUCGAAGAUCCUUCAGGAAUGAUACCAAAGUUUCACUUUGGCACGCACUAUUCGAACUCUGCGGGUGUUUUGCACUAUCUCAUCAGGGUAGAGCCAUUCACUUCAUUACACAUUGAACUACAAAGCGGCCGUUUCGAUGUAGCGGACAGACAGUUCCAUUCCAUCCCACAAACGUGGAAGCUAUUGAUGGAUAAUCCAAACGAUGUAAAGGAACUUAUUCCGGAGUUUUUCUAUUUUCCCGAGUUCUUGAAAAAUUUAAAUAAAUUUGAUCUAGGAGUAUUACAAACAACUAAAGAGCGAGUAGACGAUGUUGUGCUUCCAACUUGGGCCAAAUCAGCCGAAGAUUUUAUUGCAAUCCAUAGACGAGCCUUAGAGUCGGAUUACGUUUCACAAAACCUGCAUCAUUGGAUUGAUCUAAUAUUUGGCUAUAAACAAAAAGGACCGAAGGCUGUGGAAGCUCUUAAUGUGUUCUAUUACUGUUCAUACGAGGGAGCUGUAGAUCUUGAUAAGAUUACUAACUCGGUCGAGCGUGAAGCCGUGGAAGGCAUGAUUAACAAUUUUGGUCAAACGCCUUCCCAACUUUUGAGAGAGCCCCAUCCAAAACGUUUGUCACAAGAAGAGUUGACAUUGAAAUUACUAAAACUAGAGCUGAGAAAACCUGAUCUGAUGUUGAUUCUCGAUCGUGUCAACUGUAUCAACUGUGAGUUAUCGACAGAUAAAGACCCAGUAGUGUACCUGAGUACCCCGCGUAGUCCUCCCCGAUCAUUUCUGCAAACCAGUCCGGACAUGCUGAUAUCGAUUACUAAAAGUGGAAUUCUUGGCUGUCACAGCUGGAUGUCUUUCGAUAAAGAGAAAGGAUUUCUUCUAGAAAUUGAUGCCACUACCUCCAACCUUAAGAACCGUAAGAAACUAGUCGGCCCAUUCCAUCCCUCAAUAAAUUUGAAUUCAAAUCUGUUUGCUGUCAGUAUCGAUGGAAAAUAUUUGUAUGCUGGCGGCAUAUGGGACAAUUCAGUUCGUAUAUUUAACAUGACUAGGGGAAAGGUAGUGGCCUCCGCUAUCCAUCAUUUUGAUGUGGUAACAUGCGUGGCGCUCGACAGCUGUGGUUCGUACAUGGUGACUGGUUCAAAAGACGGUACCUGUGUAAUCUGGUUAAUCAGCAAUUGUAAUACGGUCGGUCCAACCACUGCAUCCAAUCUGCAACCGAAUACAGCUGCACUGAAUCAGAAUCUAGCGGGAAAUGUUGUCGGUAGCGCCAAUGUGGUGCAUCUUACUAACAAUCUCACACCUAAACCGGUGCAUACAUUGCACGGGCACGAUAAUGCGGUUUCGUGCGUGUCAAUCAUGACCGAGCUGGAUCUAGUCGUUUCCGGAUCGCUGGAUGGUACUGUAAAUGUGCAUACAAUAAAGGAAGGUCAAUUUAUUAGGACAAUUACUCCUGUUGGGUGCACAGGGGCUAAUAUAGAAAUCUCUUUCAUCACGCUUUCCUACCAAGGUCACAUUGCAUUCUCGGCGCUGGAUGACACUUCCCAUUCAGUCCAUGUGUUCAGUAUUAAUGGUGCUAACCUAGGUUCAAAAUACGUUUCCGGUCGAGUUACAGGUUUGACGACGGCAGCCGAUAACCUCGUUGUAUCUGACGAUGCUGGAGAUCUGACAAUGAGUCGUCUGUAUGGACUGAAACCCAUAUUUGACAUUCCUCUGCAUGUCCCGACCCAAACAAUUGUUACAACCGGCGGCAACACACAUAUCCUCGCGCCGCUACGUGAUGGAAACCUGGCUGUGGUUGGUAUCAUGCAACCAAUUGCGUACAAGAAGCAUACAGUACUGAAUGUGUAAUGCAACUCUGUUGAGUUACACAAUAAAAACGUCAAUUGUAGUAUUAUUCAUUUUACUGUUUAACUGUGGAUUUCGAAUGAAAAUUUUAUUUUUUUGAUACUAAAAUGAAGCUUAAUUAUCGACAAACAUUAAUCGUUAUCGUAGCAUACCGUUCAAAAUGUAUGAUUUGUGAAGUUGUUAACCUCAUUAAUGUACUUUAAAAUGCAUUGAUUAUUUAUUAAACUUGCUUCCAGUAUAACGAUAGUGCGCAUCAAAAAUUUUGAAGCAUUGAAAAAUAAAGUGUAGGCAGUCAAACUUAAGCAGAAAGUUUAUGUCGUAAAAUAGAUGUUUUUAGAAGAAUUGUUAUUUGUAAUAUAUGUUGUUAAUAUAUGGACAUGUAAACAAGAAAAAAUUGAACAC